This is a messenger RNA of Cryptomeria japonica (Japanese cedar), 1375 nucleotides long. RefSeq lists its product as uncharacterized. Gene Ontology annotation, biological process: microtubule-based process. The transcript has 2 exons. Lineage: Eukaryota; Viridiplantae; Streptophyta; Pinopsida; Cupressales; Cupressaceae. The record is from RefSeq and is a predicted model, not a curated record. Gene Ontology annotation, cellular component: dynein complex. Gene Ontology annotation, molecular function: dynein intermediate chain binding; dynein light intermediate chain binding. The coding region runs from base 192 to 977 and encodes 261 amino acids.
UCUCAUGUCCCGUCAUGUCACAGAGGCCAAGAAGCUACAUAUCCGUUCAGUAUACCAUUUAAGCUUGGCCCAGAUAACCAAGCUUCAAAGUUUUGUUCUUUUUGCCCGUUGUCUGAUACGAUUUUGGCAUUUGGGUUGCCUGAGUUCAAUGAGGUGGUUCUGAAUCUUCUGAUAUGGUGGAUUGGGUCUGAAUGAGUUCAAUGGAAGAGGGCUCUUGCGUGGCCACACUUGCAGAGCGAGAACUUGCUAGAAGAAGCCACAUUCUGAGCCGAUUGAUUGAAAGAAACAGGGCUCUGGCCAGGCGGGACCUGGAAAGAAAGGCAGAGAAAUUGGCAGUUUCGUCGCCCAGCAGAGUCGAGCCGCCGACCCCUCCCCUGUUUUACAGAAGCAGCCCGCGGCCUGUUCCAGUCCGCGAGUAUGAAGAGGACUUGAAGCAUUUGCAGAGUUUGCGGGCUGAAGUGGAGCAUCUUGGCAAGACGCAGGAGCCUCCCACCACGCCCAAGAUCAAAUGUGAGAAGAGGAAUCCUUGUGUGGGUCAGAAUCGGAGAAGCGAUGCUAAGGGUGUCAUGGUGCUCGUCAAGUCCAGUGAAGGGGCUCGGAGGCGUGAAAUGAGUGGCGCUGCUGCUCCUGCUUGUAAACUUUUGCAUUCGCCGCCAGUUUCGGAGGUGAAUUUGGCGGCGGUGGCAGCUGCGAUGAAAGUGAGAGUGAAGGCCGCCGAUAUGCCGCCGAUUCUGCAAGAGCGCGCUUUUAGAUGCGCUCGACAGUGCUUGGAUUCCAUGGACAAGCUUAACAGCAAGCGAGUUGCCUUGAUUUUGAAGAAGGAAUUUGACACAUCUUAUGGCCAUGCUUGGCACUGCAUUGUUGGAACAAGCUUUGGAUCAUUUGUUACACAUUCUCUGGGAGGGUUCUUGUACUUCUCUGUGGACAAGGUAUCCAUUCUCCUCUUCAAAACUACGGUCGAACCCUUGGACCAAUAGCAUUGUGAAAGUGAUCUUUUUGUAAAGACAAGUGAGAACACCCUAGAAGGAUUUUCAGGGUUGUCACAAACCAGCAACACCAGUAUGUGCUACAGAUCUAUUUUUCUUGAAUACAAAUGGUAGCAACUUGUUGUCUUUAAGAAACUUCAUCAGCUUCAUCAGUUCACUCAAUGGAGUUGGAAGCCAAUUUUCCUGUGUUGGCAUUCAGAAUUGAAAACCAGUUGUUGAAUAAUAUCCACUUCAACUACUGAUGACAACUAGAGCUGUAUGGUGGAGUGCACAUGAUUUUAUGGAGAUGUAACUAGUUUGUAUCUCUGGAUUGAAUAUGCUCAUGUUGUGUUCCCAUGGAAAUCAAGUACUUAAAUUAAUACUACCGAGUAGGAUAACAAUUUUACUGC